This is a messenger RNA of Rhodotorula graminis WP1, 1635 nucleotides long. RefSeq lists its product as uncharacterized. Gene Ontology annotation, molecular function: guanine deaminase activity; zinc ion binding. The record is from RefSeq and is a predicted model, not a curated record. Gene Ontology annotation, biological process: guanine metabolic process. Gene Ontology annotation, cellular component: cytosol. Bases 1 to 1635 code for a protein of 544 amino acids. The transcript is spliced from 7 exons. Lineage: Eukaryota; Fungi; Basidiomycota; Microbotryomycetes; Sporidiobolales; Sporidiobolaceae.
AUGGCUAUCGCACCCCCACCUCGACCCGCACCACCUCUUCGACGACGGGCGUUCCACGGCACGCUCGUGCACGCCCUGUCGCUCACCGACACCGAGUACCUGCACGAUGCCCUCCUCGGCGUCGACGAGGCGGGCGUGAUCGCGUUCGUCGACAAGGGCGUCUCGUCGGACAAGGUCGAGGAGCGGUUGGAUGAGCGCGGGUGGGCGCAGGCGCAGGUCGUUCGGCUCGCAAAGGGCGAGCUCAUCGACACGCACGUCCACGGGCCCCAGUUCGUCAACCUGUCGUACGGCCAAGAAUUCGAGCUCCUCGACUGGCUCGACCAGGUCACGUUCCCGGCCGAGGCCAAGUUCAAGGACGUCGCGUACGCCCGCCGCACCUACGAGGACGUCGUCGACCGCCUCAUCAACAGCGGCACGACGACCGCCUGCCUGUACGGCACCCUGCAUCACCAGAGCUCCAAGAUCCUCGCCGCCGUCUGUCACCGGCGAGGGCAGCGCGCGUUCGUCGGCAAGUGCAACAUGGACCGCAACAGCCCGCCGAGCUACUCGGAGAGCUCGACGGAGCGCUCGCUCGCCAAUACGGAGGACUACGUCGCCUUCGUCCGCGAGCACUGCAACUCGCCCUGUCCGCCUUCUUCCGCCAUCACGUCGAGCAAGCGCUCCAGCGCGCCGACAUCGCUCGUCCAGCCGAUCCUCACGCCCCGGUUCGCCAUCUCGUGCACCGACGAGUGCCUGCAGGGCCUCGGCGACAUGAUGGACCGCGACGAGCACCUCCCGCUCCAGACGCACCUCGCCGAGAACCCGUCCGAGGUCGAGUUUGCCAUGUCUCUGUACCCGGGCGUCGCGUCCUACACGGCCGCCUACGACCGCUUCCGCCUCCUGCGCCACAACACCGUCCUCGCGCACUGCGUCCACCUGUCGGACGACGAGCUCGACCUCAUCAAGGCGCGCAACUCGGGCAUCUCCAUCUGCGCCGACAGCAACUUUAACCUGAGGAGCGGGACGGCGCGCGUGACCGACAUGCUCGACAAGGGCAUCAAGGUCGGCCUCGGCACCGACGUCAGCGGCGGCCUGUCACUCGGGAUCCUCUCGGCCAUCCGCGCCACGUCGACCGCGUCCAAGACGAUCUGCUUCCACAAGCGCGACUCGCCCUCGUCAUCGCCUUUACCCGCUCCCUCCCCCGACGACUCGGCUGUCGGGCCCGACGGCGUCUCUCGCCCCGCCGGCUUCUUCGCCCAGAAGCACCUCUCGCUCUCGGCGCUGUUCUACCUCGCGACGCUCGGCGGCGCGCAGGUCGCCAACGUCGACGAGCGCGUCGGCAACUUUCUCGUCGGCAAGGAGUUUGACGCGCUCCUCGUCCAGACGGCGCCGUCGUCGUCGAUGGCGAACGGCUCGAGCGCGGCGAGCGGCGGAGCGGCGGGCGAGGACGUGUUCGAGGACGAGCUGCGCGCUGCGCUCGAGGGAGGCGAGGUCAAGCAGCGAGGCGAGGCGUUCAACCCGGCGCUGUUGACGAGCGAGGACGAGGCGAUCGAGCGCGUCUUUGAAAAGUUCCUCUUCUCGGGCGACGACCGCAACCUCGGCUCAGUGUUUGUGCGUGGGCGGGUCAUCGGCGGCGCGCGACCGCUCUCGGCGUAG